Molecule: messenger RNA, 430 nt
Organism: Staurois parvus
Lineage: Eukaryota; Metazoa; Chordata; Amphibia; Anura; Ranidae
Source: the annotation of a GenBank genome assembly
UGGGCCCCCGUACCGACUCCUCAUGCUGCUGCCAGGCCCGUAAUCUGUCAUGGCCCCUGUACCGCCUCCUCAUGCUGCUGCCAGGCCCGUAAUCUGCCAUGGCCUCCCGUACCGACUCCUCAUGCUGCUGCCAGGCCCGUAAUCUGUCAUGGGCCCCUGUACCGCCUCCUCAUGCUGCUGCCAGGUCCAGAGUGUGUCAUGGGUCCCUGUACGGCCUCCCAUUGCUGCUGUCUCCAUCGCCACACUCUGCCAUGUGCCACUUUCAGGUCUCCUCACACUGCUGGUGGGUUCCAUUUUGUCAUAGGGUGCUGGCAGAUUACGGGCCUCCCAUUGCUGCUGCCAGGCCCGUAAUCUGCCAUGGGCCCCCGUACCGACUCCUCAUGCUGCUGCCAGGCCCGUAAUCUGUCAUGGGCCCCUGUACCCAGACUCC